AGGGGCGGGGAGGGAGCGGGCGGGGGCGGGGGGAGGCCAUGCCUCCAGCUGCGGAGGCUGCCGCACAGCUGGAGCCAUCGCGGUGCCCAGCGCCGCGCCGUCGCCCUUACGCUCCGGCUGGCCGGCCCGCGGCCGGAGCCCUUGGCUGAGGGCGCCCGGCGUAGGCUGCGGCGGGUGUGGGCCGGCCGGUAUUUAUAGCUCGGCGACAGCCGCGGUGGCAGCGACGCCGCCGGCCAGUCUCGCCGCGCUUCCCAGCGAGGCCGCCGGCGCGGCGGAGGGCUGCGCUCGACCUCGUCGGCCGCCUGCAGACGCCCCGAGCCCGCCGGCCCCUUCGGGUAAACUACGGAACUGAAGUUUUGAAGGAUGGGUAAAGACUUUCGCUAUUAUUUCCAGCAUCCCUGGUCUCGCAUGAUCGUGGCUUACUUGGUGAUCUUCUUUAACUUCUUAAUAUUUGCGGAGGACCCAGUUUCUCAUAGCCAAACAGAAGCCAACGUCAUUGUUGUUGGAAACUGUUUUUCAUUUGUAACAAAUAAAUACCCUAGAGGAGUUGGCUGGAGGCUUCUGAAGGUGCUUCUAUGGCUACUUGCCAUUCUCAUAGGACUAAUAGCUGGGAAAUUUCUGUUCCAUCAGCGUUUGUUUGGUCAAUUGCUCCGGUUAAAGAUGUUUCGAGAGGAUCAUGGGUCAUGGAUGACAAUGUUCUUCAGCACAAUUCUCUUUCUCUUCAUAUUUUCUCACAUAUACAACACGAUUCUUCUAAUGGAUGGGAACAUGGGAGCAUAUAUCAUUACAGACUAUAUGGGCAUCCGAAAUGAAAGUUUCAUGAAAUUAGCUGCGGUAGGGACCUGGAUGGGGGACUUUGUCACAGCUUGGAUGGUCACUGAUAUGAUGCUUCAGGACAAACCUUAUCCUGAUUGGGGAAAAUCUGCAAGAGCUUUCUGGAAGAAAGGAAAUGUUAGGAUCAUUUUAUUCUGGACAGUUCUUUUUACUCUGACUUCUGUGGUUGUGCUUGUCAUUACAACUGACUGGAUCAGUUGGGACAAGCUGAAUCGGGGAUUUUUGCCCAGUGAUGAAGUUUCCAGAGCAUUCCUGGCUUCUUUCAUCUUGGUCUUUGACCUCCUUAUUGUAAUGCAGGACUGGGAAUUCCCACAUUUCAUGGGAGAUGUUGAUGUAAAUCUCCCUGGGUUGCACACCCCUCACAUGCAGUUCAAGAUUCCUUUCUUCCAGAAGAUCUUCAAAGAAGAAUAUCAUAUUCACAUAACAGGUGUAUGAUUUCUGGCAAAUCAGUUCCCAGAGAUUGUUUUUUAAAGAGCUCUCCACUGUCAAUCAGAUCAUGGGAAGCGCUGGGAAGCACAGGCCAGUGGUCCAUCCAGCAGAAUAUUCUGACAAAAUUAGCAAGGGACUUGUUAUAGGGAAAUGUGAUGCAUCCUGUUCACCAUGACAGUCCCCCAAGAUUGUAAAUUUAUCCAAAGAACACAAGAACCUCUUGCUAUUCUCUCAGUUGUGAAUUUCUCUAAGCCUUUCCUGCAGCAAUUUCAUUUUCAACACCUUUGCACUGCUCCGAGCGUUAACUAUGUUUACGUCUACAUAAAGCAGCAGCUCCUUUUAUUUGUCUAAAACUCAGUCUCCUUCAAGGCCAUGGUUGCCCUGCCCAUAGCCUGUCAGUCCUUGCUGCCCCUGAGCUGACCUGCCGUGCCCAAAGCGAGGCAUCCUGUCUUCAUUUAUGCAUAUUUGAGGAUUUUUUGUAGUAGAACUCACAUGCUCUUCAGGAAUUGUCUUCUUGGUCAGAGGAAGAGCUUGUUAUAUAUAAUUAAUCAUCAUCUUUGAGACAUGAAUAUUUUGCUUUUCCCAGUUUCCUAGAUUUAUCUGAUUUUAGCUGUAUCCUGGAAUUUACCAGAUCAUGGCGACAUAUAUAUUUAAUUUAAAAGACCAGAACUUCACUCAUUGUAUUUUUCUGGACACUGUCUCAGAGUUUACCUGUUGACUAACAUACAUUUUCUGAAUUAAUAUCUAAAACUAAGCUAGGAUCUAGGGAAUACAGAAAUGAACAGGUCACAGUGCCCAACCUCAAGCAAGUCAGAGUCUAAUCGUCAUCAAAUUCAGUACAACUGCAUAGCUUUUCUUUUCUUUCUCUUUUGAUCAUUACAAGUUGCUACCUCUACUCGUCUUAUUGGAUUAUGUCCUAAAGGAAUAGUCUCACACUUAGGAAGAAACAAUGAUAAGAGAGGCACUUUGAGAAGCUAUAUUCAUUUGCUUUUAAGUCUUAAGAAGAUACCUUACUAUCUCAAAUAACUCUUAUUAAUUCAUAAAUUAUUUAGUAAAUAUCUUCAAUUUGCUAAAUGGUCUCUCAUGGCCUAAGCACUUAAUGUGGCUUCUAGAUAUCCCUAAAUUACCUACGGAGAGCCUUGAAGAGAUGCUAACUCACCUGCCCUGUUUUCUCUGCUCAUCUCUGAAAUGAAAAGACAUUGAAUAUGGCCAAGAAGGCUGUUACAGCAAACUGUUACUUCUUUAAUUAUCCAAAACUCAUCUCCUUCAAGACCAUGGUUUCUUGCUGUCCCAUAAUGGAUACUAAGUGGUUUUGUAGAGCGUGACUAUUUCGUGUGUCUGCACUGGAUGCCAGAGUCUGGCUGAGUGGUGGCAUUCACUUGGUAUAGAGGUGCCCACACACAGAACAGCUCAACCUCAAUGCUAACUGGCAACUCUACUGAGUAAAAGAUUCUUAAAAAUAUUAUAAUUGCAUAUUUGAAUCAUGAAAGGUUCAUUAUGUGGUGGAAAUAUCAGCACUUAAUGGUCUUUUUCCUUGGUUGAAAAAAGAACACUUUCCCCCAAAUUGUUGUCCUUUCCCAUGCUAAGCGAGGGUGCUAUUUAAUGAAGACUACUUUUAAAACUAUCUAGCCCAGGAUUCUAUAAACUCCCACAAAGUAAAAAGAUAAAAUUAACAUUAUAAUAUCAUUUUUGACAAUCACUAAGAUUCAUUAAAAGUGCAAAAUACAAGAAAGAGGUAAUCCCACCAACACCACGCAGUGAUUUCUCAUUAAAGGAGACAGUUAGAUAUUUCAACAGGGAGAUUAAUAGAAAUAAUGUAUGGAUUCUUACCCCACCUUCUUGCUGAUUUACAUUAUGCUGUGUAGUUGAAACAACAGGGGGAAAUGCAAAAUUUCUCAUAUGAUUAAUGCUGAAAUACCAAACCUCUUGUUAUGGUUGAUUGUACAUUCACAACAACACACUUGGGAAAAUGGCAUUAGAAACACUUUCCAUGCUUUUCUUUUUUGUGUUUUCUAUCUUUUCCGUGUGGGUCAUUUCAGGGACUCAGAUUUAUUUUUUAUGGUAAACAGUGUUUCUCAGAAUAGACAAUCCUUUUUUCCUAAGGAAAGCUUUCUCCAUCUGGAAAUUGUGUAUUCCAUCUUUUUUGCUCUAAUGAUGAGAUUUCCUGGUCCAUCAUACAACAUUAAGGUUUAAGUGACGUUUAUUUCACAAACCCAUCAAAGAGACUUUUAGAACUUGGAAGAAACCUUAAGGAUUAUAUAUGUCAACUCCCUCACUUUGUGGACAAUGACACUGAGGUUGAGUUGUCCAGCCUGAUUUUGCUUUCUGGUUUGCCACACCUCAUAGGGCAAAAGUAAUUUUUUAAAGAGGAGAAAGCAUUACCAAGGUAACAAAACAGUGGUGUGAUAAAAUGGAAGGAUGGAUCACAGAGAAAGAUGAACAUCCUUCCUCUGUACCAGUGGAUAAGUGGACCAGAGGCUGUCAGGUGGGCCAGAAACAAACAAAAGGUAAGAGGAGCCAUUUCUUCCACAU
Equus caballus (horse) is the source of this 3795-nucleotide messenger RNA. It is a transcript of the gene TMEM117, whose product is annotated as transmembrane protein 117. The record is from RefSeq and is a predicted model, not a curated record. Gene Ontology annotation, biological process: intrinsic apoptotic signaling pathway in response to endoplasmic reticulum stress. NCBI's taxonomy places the organism in Eukaryota, Metazoa, Chordata, Mammalia, Perissodactyla, Equidae.